This is a messenger RNA of Mycena citricolor, 409 nucleotides long. The record is from the annotation of a GenBank genome assembly. NCBI's taxonomy places the organism in Eukaryota, Fungi, Basidiomycota, Agaricomycetes, Agaricales, Mycenaceae.
GCCAAUCCCGCUGAGUAUAACACGAUCUUAUCGGGCGCCCGAGUAGCUGAAGCACUCGGGCACCACGCUGUUUUAAGCAAGCAUCACAAGCCACCAUUUGACCUACGGAAGCGAUUUCUCACAAAACACCGGUCUUUGCCUGAGAGCGUGCCGUUGCUUCAGUACCAUUCUGAGGCUAGGGCGGGAUUUACAGACACGGGAUGAUUCGAGCUUCUGUUCUGAGAUAUCUGAAGAAACUGCGCUGUGGUUUCCCACAACUCGCUCCAUUUCUAAGAUCUGUGUGAAUGUGUAUCGAGUUCUAAAAUGCACUCGGAACGACCAAUGAAGGUUUCCCAAAGAGCUCGUAACGUUCACAACGGGAUAUAAAUAUUGACAGUCAUAAAAAAAUAAUAUUUAAAUAAAUGUCAAC